AUGCCACCCAGCUCGUGCGCGCUGCCGCCCAAUGCGACCGACUGCACUCUUGCAUUUCGCCUGCACACGCUGCAAGACAACGUCGAGACCACGAGCGUCUGGGCGAAUGCUUCGUUUAUGCCCUUGAGCGUCUCGCAGUACUUUUACGUGGCCGCCGCCUUGCCGCGGAAUGCCACGUCGGUCCAGUACCAAGUGUCGCUGCUCGUGCUACCGGAGGCCGACGCAACACAACCUGCGCGCACGUGCCCGUCUUCGUGUUUUGGCGCCGCGAGCUUCUUCUCGG
Saprolegnia parasitica CBS 223.65 is the source of this 283-nucleotide messenger RNA. RefSeq lists its product as hypothetical. The transcript has a single exon. The record is from RefSeq and is a predicted model, not a curated record. NCBI's taxonomy places the organism in Eukaryota, Oomycota, Saprolegniomycetes, Saprolegniales, Saprolegniaceae. The annotation marks the transcript as partial.